Messenger RNA from Dunckerocampus dactyliophorus (ringed pipefish), 1937 nucleotides. Its product is annotated as PDZ domain-containing protein 2. Gene Ontology annotation, molecular function: protein binding. Gene Ontology annotation, cellular component: adherens junction; postsynaptic membrane; postsynaptic density. The transcript is spliced from 9 exons. NCBI's taxonomy places the organism in Eukaryota, Metazoa, Chordata, Actinopteri, Syngnathiformes, Syngnathidae. Gene Ontology annotation, biological process: neurotransmitter receptor transport postsynaptic membrane to endosome; neurotransmitter receptor transport, endosome to postsynaptic membrane. Bases 1 to 1155 code for a protein of 384 amino acids. The record is from RefSeq and is a predicted model, not a curated record.
AUGGGCACCCCUGAUCAGCAUGUUCUCAGGCCGGCCCAGAAGCAGGUGGUGUCUUCUGACCAGGACAGUAGAAGCCAUCAUACAGGCCUGUCCCACAGGAGCAGCUGCCAAAACUGGGCGCUUCCUGGUCUCGGCAAGGUGGCUAAAGUGUGUCUCCCUGCCUUUGAUGGUGUGUGUGGUCACCAUGCCAAGAAAACCGAGCAAGCAGCUAAGGGCACCGCAGGCCAGCUGACAGCAAGUGAUAUCUUCCAACAUCGAUUCCGCCAUCAGAGAACUGCCACUCGAGAGGGCAGGAAAUUUCAGCUCCACAGAGCUCUUAAUGUAGGGUAUGGUCUCCAUGGAGACCCUGCUCCCAGUUUAAAGAUCCCCUCCGCCAUCACAAGGCAUCCAACGCUCAUUUUGCAUGGCGAGAAGACACCUCCUCAGGAACUGGUCACCUCCCAAGUGCCAUUAAGAUUACAGAUUCAAGUGUCAGGCCAGAGGGACAGUCUAGGUAUCAGCAUAGCUGGUGGGAAAGGCUCUUUACCUUACAAAGACCAUGAUGAGGGUAUUUUUAUUUCCAGAGUGACUAAAGGGGGGCCCUCGGAAAAAGCAGGAGUCCAUGUUGGAGACAGACUACUGGAGGUCAACAGUUUCAGCAUGCAGGGAGUAACCCACCUGGAGGCCGUCAGGGCCUUGAGGAACGCUGGGAGCUGCAUUAAGAUGAAAGUGCUGCGAGAAGCAUCGCACCCAAGGCAAGUCGACCAGUUGGAUGAUGGCACUCAGGAUGCUGAGGAUGCAACGAGCUGGCGGCCGUGCAGCCAAGAUGAUGCUAAAGGCCAGAGGGGCACACAGCAAAAGAUGGAGGGCGGGGAUGACUCUUUGCGCCAGAAGAUGGAGGCGGUGGUCUGCAACGGCAAUGGCAUUACCAAUUUGAAGAGUGAUUUGAAGUGGUCUCAGCUGGAGGCAGAGGUCUUGAUGAAAAUAAAUGAUUCAAUACAUGUGGACAAACACACAAUGACAAUCCCACGGAUAAUCCUCACUCAUCCGUCUACCUCUGAUGAAGACGUAGAGCUCUUGACACAUGGUCCCAGCAGAGAAACCCCACACCACUCAGAUAUUCCAGAGAACCGUGUACCUUCGGAAUCUUUCGACAGCGCUUUUUAUCCACCUUGAACGCAUCCAGACUUGAAACCAUUUACUGGACAGUGUUUGUUAUUAGUAACAAAGUGCACAACUGCUGCUAUUAGUAUUAAGUGGCAUUAGUCAUUUGUCAUAUUACUAUAGUAAUAUUUGAUGUUAAGCUGCACAGGCUGCAUAGUAAGAAGAGAUUGCUCCAAAUGUCCAAAUACAAGCUGUUCCCCACCACCGUGGUGUAUGGUAUUAAUGAUGCUGUUAAUAUUAAUGAACUGCUUGGACAGAAGGCAAAAUACAUCUUGGAUAAAAUAAAGGCGCGGCUGGAAGUCUUUAAUCUCACUUGCAUAAUUUAGUUUGGUUCAGUUUAAUCAAUUUGAAGGUUUCUUAAAUGCUGACAUCACAUUAGGUUCCCAUUUUUUUGCUCAUGUCUGACCUGUAUCUGAUUUUUUCAGGUCAGUCUGAACAGUACAGUUCCGAUGUGUUCAAAUGCGACCCAGGCCUUGUUCAUAUGUAGCUAUAAAUCCAACGUGUAGUCAAUCUACUGCAGUCUGGUCAGGUCGCAUAUAUCUGACCUAUAAAAAAGUUGUUCUUUUCAUCUCAAAAUUUGUAAAAGUUGGGCUGCACGGUGGUCUAGUGGUUAGCAUGUUGGCCAAAACAGUAACAGUAGGUUCGAUUCUCCCUUGGGCAUUUCUGUGUGGAGUUUGCAUGUUCUCCCUGUGCGUGUGUGGGUUUUCUCCGGGUACUCCGGUUUCCUCCCACAUUCCAAAAACAUGCAUGUUAGGUUAAUUGGUGACUCUAAAUUGUCCAUAGGUAUGAAUGUG